UCAUGGAUGUUGCUGUUAUUGCAUUUGAUUAAAUGCAUAAUUCAGUAAAUUGUUCUUUUUCGAAUGUCCUUUUUUUCGUUCGUUUCAAUUCCGAUUGUUUAUUUGAUAGAUCUAGUGCAUAGACUCCAAUUAUAACACGUAGGUCAGAUACUGUCAUGGACGCGGCCCUUUGCUCUUUAUUUAAAAAAAAUAAUUGCCUGCACUAGUGCUCACCAUGGGCGUGUAAAUGAAGGGCAAAGCACCAGUCUCACUGCUGUUUAGUGUGUGUGUGUAUGCAACCUUUCCCUCCUCUGUGCCCGUCCUAUAAUUUUCAAUAGAACCAAAUGGUGCACUCCUCAGUGAACCGGAAUCACGUCAGGGUAUACAAUCUUGGAUACAAUAAUAGUGUACAAGUCUAUGGCCUAGUGCUGGUCGAUGAUUGGUUCUCGCCAGUGUUUACAUCAAACAGCUGGCCAGGUUCUAUACAGCGUGUCUAGUUUCGUUUUUACUCAAUCAAGCAGUCAACAUUUCGACGCAAUGUCUUCGGAAGUUAACGACUAAUUUGGAAAACUGAGUGAUCCAGCCCACAGGAGGAAUUACAAAUAUGCCGGAAGUCAAAAUUGUUUCUAGUAGCUCCAGAGACACAAAUCCAGCUUAUUUUCAGAACGGAAAUUCAGAACCUUCACAAAAUGGAGGAUCAGACAGUCAAGAUUCCUCAGUUCCCCCGUCACCCAUCACAUCGCGCCCAAGUUCUCCAACGGCCGCAAAGAAAUAUGUUCCCCUUAUAAACAGAAUCGUGAAAAGAGAACAGUCUGGUACUCCCUUUUUCUCUUUGGAAUUUUUCCCUCCCAGGACACAUAGUGGUGCUUUAAACCUGAUUUCCAGGUUUGAGCGUCUUGCAGCAGGAGGGCCACUCUUUUGUGACAUGACAUGGCAUCCUGCAGGGAACCCUGGGAAUACAGAGAAGCCAACGAGCUCAACAUGCAUAGCCGGCACCAUGCUUAACUACUGUGGCAUCGAAACCAUGCUUCACAUGACCUGUGUGGGUAUGACUGUUGAGGAGAUCAAGGAGAAUCUGAACAAAGCCAAAGACCUGGGGAUCAGAAGCAUCCUGGCCCUGAGAGGAGAUUUGCCGGAGGGUGAUACUGAGUGGAAGGGAAUCGAAGGAGGUUUGAACUACUCCACUGAUUUGGUCAGGCUGAUUAAGCAGGAGUUCGGUGACCACUUCGUUAUAUGUGUUGCUGGAUAUCCCACCGGCCACCCUGAAUGUAGCUCUUACGAAGAUGAUCUCAGAUACUUGAAGGAAAAAGUGGACGCUGGCGCUGACUUCAUUAUCACACAGUUGUUCUUCAAACCAGAGACUUUCCUGGACUACGUGAGAGAUUGCCGCAGGAUCGGCAUCAACAUUCCAAUUAUUCCCGGAAUCUUGCCCAUACAGGCAUACCAGUCACUCCGUCAUAUAGUCAAACUUUCUAAACUGGAAGUGCCCAGUGAGAUUAUCCAAAUGAUCACACCAAUCAAAGACAAUGACGAAGCCAUUAGGAAGUAUGGCAUCGACCAGGCUGUUGAUCUUUGUAAAAGCCUCCUGAAUGCUGGCUUCCGAGGCCUGCACUUCUACACCUUAAACCGUGAAGUGGCUGUGAGGGAAGUGUUGAAACAGUUAGGACUCUGGAAAGACAAAGUUUCCCGAUCAUUGCCUUGGAAAAAGACGGCAAAUUACAACCGCUCAGAGGAAGAAGUGCGUCCAAUCUUCUGGAGGCUCCGGCCCAACAGCUACGUGUAUCGUACCUCGGACUGGGAAGAGUUUCCAAAUGGUCGCUGGGGAGAUUCCCGUUCUGCGUCUUUCAACGACCUCAAGUAUUAUCAUUUGUUCUACCUGAAGAGUCGGUCAUCACAUGACGAGCAGCUACAGAUGUGGGGCGAGGAGCUGACCAGUGAGCAGGACGUAUGGUCCGUGUUCGUCAACUAUCUCACAGGAAUGCCCAACAAAAAGGGAGUCAAGGUGGUUCGAAUCCCAUGGGAUGAUGACGAGAUUGUGGCAGAGACGUCUCUGAUCGCUGACAAGCUGGCAUGUGUGAACAAACGCGGCGUCCUCACCAUCAACUCGCAGCCCCGAGUGAACUGUGCUCCGUCUGCUGACCCAACUGUAGGCUGGGGAAUUCCCAAUGGCUAUAUAUACCAGAAAGGAGAACAAGACUACACCAACUGUGAUGAGUACCAGCCUAUUGCGGUCACGUGGGGCGUCUUCCCAGGCAAAGAAAUCAUCCAGCCCACUGUUGUGGACCCAGAAUCAUUCAAGACCUGGAAAGAUGAGGCCUUUGCUUUGUGGCUGGAAACCUGGGCAACUAUCUACCCAGCUGAGUCAAAGUCACGCCAAGUGAUUCAGGACAUCCAUGACAACUACUACCUUGUGAAUCUAGUGGACAACGAGUACCCCAGAGAGACAGUUCUGUGGGACAUUGUGGACCAGAUGUUGGAGCUCUCAGGAGGCAAAGGAGGCCCAUGUUCAGAGUUGGUGAACUAGACUGAAACGACUUCGUGGAUAAAUUCUUGACAACAUGGCCUAUGACGAGAAGCAAGUUAACACUGUGACAGCUUUAAGCGUCCACCAGUUCUGAUGAUACACUGGGUUUUGAUGAGUCAUUGUAAAUAAGUAUUGAUGCGCAAGUGGAUAAAUGUAAAUAUGACAAAGUUAACACUUGAGCUUUGUAAAAAAACAAAAAUUCCAAUGGGAAGAAUAUAUGCCACGCACGUCACUGUAAAAAAAUACUCUCUUGAUUCACCCUGUAUUCAGGUUAUAUAGAGAUCAAGUUCCAAAUAACUUGUACGGUAUGCUUUCAAAAGGAGAAAUUUAAGUAUAUUAUUAUUUAAAGUGCUGAGCAGGCAAGCAAAUUUUAUGGCUUUGGAAUUCCCUGGCUUUGAAGCUUUGAUUGUAAAUGAAGUGACCUUCAUUUUAGUCGGCAACUACGCUUAUAUUGUAUAUAUGAUAUUUGACACAUGGAUUCUGCUCCCUCCAUACACCAUUGACGUCUGAUGUCUAUGAAGAAACUUUGGCUGUGUACAAUUUUGUCUUGAUGAUUUGACAGUUCUCUUAUGCUUAAAAAGCACUGUGAUUAUUAGUUAUUAGAGGAAGUAAACAGUAUUUUUUUGCUUUCCCUAUUUUGCUGCAUAUUUUGUUACUCUUUGCUGAAUAUCUAUGCUUAGAUGUCAUGUGGUGUUUGGCUUGAUUUAUGUUUUUGUGAAGUAUUCAGGGCAAGAAGUAUAGUUUGUAAACAAU
Molecule: messenger RNA, 3256 nt
Organism: Aplysia californica (California sea hare)
Lineage: Eukaryota; Metazoa; Mollusca; Gastropoda; Aplysiida; Aplysiidae
Product: methylenetetrahydrofolate reductase
Biological process (GO): tetrahydrofolate interconversion
Cellular component (GO): cytosol
Molecular function (GO): FAD binding; methylenetetrahydrofolate reductase [NAD(P)H] activity
Source: RefSeq, a predicted model, not a curated record